GAGAUUGCAUAACUGUCGCGGAGCAGGGCAGGGAGGAUUUCAGGGCCAGGCCGAAGGAGGAAGUGAGCCCCGGUGGGCCCAGGACCAGCAGAUCCUUGCUAAGCGGCUUCCUUGGGCAAAGAGUCCCCCAACGCCCACACAAGGAAGUGGUUACAUUUUUCAGAGGCGAAAAGGGAAGUCGGAGGGAGAAGGGGAAAGAGUGUGCCGCGCUGACUUAUGCGCUUCCUCUCACGCCAGCUCGACUGCACGGCUGCUCACGUCGACUGCUCAGAGUCCGUGAGCUAGCCAGGGCCUCCUUCUCCAGGCAGCAGAGGACAAGCGCCGCUGGUUCCUUUCUCCCCUGGCCGGCUUCAAGGCGGAGAACCUGUCAUGGCUUAUCACAGCUUCCUGCUCGAGCCGAUCGGCUGCCACGCCUGGAAUAAAGACCGAACCCAACUUGCCAUCUGUCCCAACAACCAUGAAGUUCACAUCUACAAGAAGGACGGGAGCAAGUGGAACAAAGCCCAUGAGCUGAAGGAGCACAACGGGCAGGUGACAGGCAUCGACUGGGCCCCUGACAGCAACCGCAUCGUGACUUGUGGGACGGACCGCAAUGCUUACGUGUGGACCCUGAAGGGCAACGUCUGGAAGCCGACGCUGGUCAUCCUGCGGAUCAACCGUGCUGCCCGCUGUGUGAAGUGGUCCCCGAAAGAGAACAAGUUUGCUGUCGGCAGCGGCUCCAGACUCAUCUCUAUCUGCUACUUUGAGCAAGAGAAUGACUGGUGGGUUUGCAAACACAUCAAGAAGCCCAUUCGGUCGACCAUCCUGAGCCUGGACUGGCAUCCCAACAAUGUCCUCCUGGCAGCCGGAUCCUGCGAUUUCAAAUGCAGGAUUUUCUCUGCCUACAUCAAAGAGGUGGAGGAGCGGCCCUCGCCCACCCCCUGGGGCUCCAAGAUGCCGUUUGGGGAGCUCAUGUUCGAGUCGAGCCACAGCUGUGGCUGGGUGCACAGCAUCUGCUUCUCCGAGAGUGGCAACCGCGUGGCCUGGGUGGGACACGACAGCACCAUCUGCCUCGCUGACGCCAACAAGAAGCCCGCUGCGGCUUCCCUGUCCACGGAGACAUUGCCCCUCCUGGCCGUGACCUUCAUCACAGAGAACAGCCUGGUGGCCGCAGGCCACGACUGCUACCCGAUGCUGUUCACCUACGACGAGCAGGAGGGCACGCUGAGCUUUGGAGCCAAACUGGACAUCCCGAAGCAGAGCUCCCAGCGUGGCCUCUCUGCCCGCGAGCGCUUCCAGAACCUGGACAAGAAGGCCAGCUCGGACACCAACAGCUCCACCCUGGACACGCUUCACAAGAACAGUAUCAGCCAAAUAUCUGUGAUUGCCGGUGGGAAAGGCAACUGUUCCAAGUUCUGCACCACAGGCAUGGACGGAGGGAUGAGUGUCUGGGACAUCAAGAGCUUGGAGGGGGCGAUGAAGGGCCUCCGCAUAAAGUGAAGGCGCUGCCCCGGAAAGGGCGGGUCCCUCAGCAUUCCUCCCCACCAGCUUAGCUGCCUGCUUCCUUGCUGUGAUCCCGUGCAUUUAUGAAGACAAUCCCCAACCCGGCGUGCUUUUGCGCCUCUUCUGCUCGCAGAUCUCACGUGCCUCAUGGGCAGAGAAACUGGAAGCGUGGGGUGGAGAAACAUUAAACCAAGUUCUGUACAAAGAAA
This is a messenger RNA of Hemicordylus capensis (graceful crag lizard), 1691 nucleotides long. It is a transcript of the gene ARPC1B, whose product is annotated as actin related protein 2/3 complex subunit 1B. Gene Ontology annotation, cellular component: Arp2/3 protein complex; actin cytoskeleton. Gene Ontology annotation, molecular function: actin filament binding. Lineage: Eukaryota; Metazoa; Chordata; Lepidosauria; Squamata; Cordylidae. Gene Ontology annotation, biological process: Arp2/3 complex-mediated actin nucleation. The transcript is spliced from 11 exons. The coding region runs from base 370 to 1479 and encodes 369 amino acids. The record is from RefSeq and is a predicted model, not a curated record.